AUGACGAUACCCAUCUUCAUCCUCCUUUCCACCCUCGUCUCCAUCUUCCUGUCCGUUGUCGUGGCCGUGCCGGUGCUCAGAGUGCCCCAGCUCGACUGCCAGAAGGACCUGCGCGACCAGUACCGGGAAUGCAUCCAGGGCGCCGAGGGCCCGUGGGAUAAAGUCAUGUGCCACAUUGCCGCCGAGACGUGCUAUGCCGAACACUUCAGUUACCUCAGCGUACAGGCCACGGCGGGACACGGUCGCCAGACAUUAGAGACGCGGUAG
Messenger RNA from Fonsecaea erecta, 267 nucleotides. RefSeq lists its product as hypothetical. The record is from RefSeq and is a predicted model, not a curated record. NCBI's taxonomy places the organism in Eukaryota, Fungi, Ascomycota, Eurotiomycetes, Chaetothyriales, Herpotrichiellaceae. The transcript has 2 exons. The coding region runs from base 1 to 267 and encodes 88 amino acids.